AUGAAUAUCAAUAACACAAUUAAUAUCAAUAAAAAUAAUAAAGAGGAGCAAGGAGAAGGAAAUAACAUUGUUCUUGUUGAUAAUCAUAUUAUAGUAGAAGAAGAUGACAGUUUAAACAAUAACCCAGAUAUUGAAUUUUUAAAAAAAUAUGAUAAUAAUGAUUUAAAGCAUGCGAUUAAAUCAUUAACUGGUGUAGUGGUUAGUGAUGAUUUUAUAUCGAUUUUACAAAAACAAAUUGCAAGCAAUGGAAAUUCAGAGAUUGACUUUGAAGAGUUUAGAGAAGCGUUUUCACAAAUCGCAAAAUCACUAUUACCAAACUAUAGCGACUUUUCAUCCACUGGUAAUAAUAGUGCAGGAUUUAUAAUCGGUGAAGAUAAUGGAGACAAUAUAAAUAACUAUGGAAGUAAUGAUAAAUCUAGACAAUCAAAUCCUCCAUCACCUCCACCCACACCGCAAAGAUCACGCUCCAACUCAUACUCUUCAUCAUCACAACUAUCCGACCUCCCAUCACCACCCAACUCACCCAGAAACUCUGAUUCUGGUUCAUCCUCACCCUUUUCAUUUUCACCACUUUCAUCAUCACCUCCAAAAUAUAUUUACUCGAAUAAUGGUAGUGGCUCACCAAAUAAUGGAUCACCUCCAAAAUACUAUACCUCCACUGUUGGUAUUUAUAAUAAACCGCCACCCAUGUCACCCAGAAGAGUACCAACCUCCUCAGCAAAUAGACCACGUUCGUCAUCUGUAAGAAAUACCUCAUCCACAACCUCAUCCUCUUCUUUCAAUAUAUAUAAUACUGGUACCAAGAAUAACAAUGGUGUUGAGCCAAUUAACGAUGAUCAACAUAUAAUGUUAUUAAGUAAUCAAGUAAUAAGUAACAGUACCUUCAACUCACCAAAUGAUAAAUAUAAAAACAAACCUCAAAAACCAAUGAAUAAUAAUAGUAAUAUUAACAAUAGUGGUCAUUAUCCCCAUGCAUUACCGCCAUACUAUAGCCAUACCCAAAAUCAUCAUGGUCACAAUCAUCAUCACACUCACCAUCAUACCCAUAAUAAUAAUUUACAAUCAAAUCAACUAUUUAAAUCAUUGCUAUCAGUUGGUGAUGAAAAUCCUUCAGAUAAUAAAAAACUAAAGAAAAACAAUAGCAACUCCUCAAAGAAGCAGCAAGCAAGCUCACCCAAAGGCUCACCCAAUACAUCGGAUAAUGAAGAUGAUAAUGAUAACCAAUUUCAUAUGGAAAUCGAUUGGGAAAAACAACUUUUAAAUAAUAAUAAAAAACCCAAUAACAACAUAAAAAAAUAUACAUAUAAAAUCAAUCAUGAUGAAGAUGAUACAGAUAAUGAUAGCACCUUCAGUCACUAUAGUAAUAAUAGUAGUAAUUUUAGUAGUAAUAAUAAUAGUAGCUUUUAUUCCAAAAAGAAUAAAAGAAAUGUAAAUAUACAAGAAGAAAUACCCUGGGCAACCGAAGAAUUUUAUUAUGAUCCAAUGUUAACCAAUUUAGAUGACUUGCACCAAAUCAUAGCAAUAUUAAAAGAGAAAUAUACACUAUAUUCAGGAAAAUCACAAGAAUUGGAAAAACGUGUACAAACAGCAAUCAAAGCAAAUAACAGACUAGAGGAUGAUAUCGAUGACAUUAAAAAGGAUUGUAUAACGCUCUCGCUGUCAAAUCAAGCAUUAAAAAAGAACAACCAGCUUUUAGAGGCAACUAUAGAAUACCACUCCAACAGUACAGCACAAAUAAAAAUGAACUAUUUCAAUUUAGAAAAAGAGAAUCAGUUACUAAAGAAAAGAUUACAAUUUUUUGAAGAUAUCACCGAAAAGAACCAAAAACUAUUAGAGACCACACAAAAAGAUCUGGAGCUUAAGGACCAAAAAUACCAUUCCGAAUUGGAACAUCUAAACACUCAAUAUAUCUCCACCAUACAAAAUGUCAGAAAAGAGUAUCAAUUAGAAUUUGAAAAUGAAUAUCGAAAAAACAAAGAACUACUCUCUCACAGUGACAAAAAGAAAAUGCAAAUAGAGCUUGAAAACAGUACACUACGUCAACUAUUACAACAAUCUAACGAGAAAAUUGAAUCACUCGAAAAUCUAUAUGAAGAGAAAUUAAAGCAGUAUCAAAUCCACGAAGAAGAGAAACAAAGUCAAUCUAUAUCUCAAGAAAUACUCACCACCGAAAAUCUAAAACUUAUAGAGAAAAUUAAAAAGAGUGAAUUGAAGAAAACUCGUGAUGUAAAGAAUGAACUUAAAAGAACCGAGGAAGAACGUAACCACCAUAAAAUAGAUGACCAUCUAUAUUACAAUCUAUAUUAUUAUUAUUUAUUAUUAUUUAUUAUUAUUUAUUAUUAUUAUUAUUUAACUUUUUGUUUCUUUUUAGAUGAUUCUUUAUUGUCUUCUUCUAAAAUACUUGAUUGCUUUUCUUUAUUUGUCGAUUCUUUUAAUGAAUCUUUAGUUGAUGAUUCUUUUAAAUCUUUAGAUAAAUCUUUUGCUAUUGCUGUAUUGGUUGUAUCUGCUGCUUUUGUAGCUGAUGUAGUUGUAGUAGUUGUGGUUGUAGUUGUAGUUGGUAAAGCAGUUGUUGGAUUGUUUAAUAAAUUUGCGUUUGCUUGGUUCUCUUCGACCUCUUGUGGUGGAAUAUUUUCGGCAAAAUACUCUGGCUUUCUAAUGUUGAUGCCAUAUUCUCUUAAUGCCUGUGAUAAAUCAUCCAAUGUCAAUACUAAUGCUUUAUCUUUUCUAGUUUUUUCUCUUGAUGUUCCUUGUAAUCUAAUCUUGCAAAAUUGCAAACUGUCAUUUGUAACAUCUGAUAUAAAUUUUUGUGUUGCUAGUGAAAUUAAUCUUUUAAUUUUGAUAUCUGAACAUGAAAAUCCAGUUUUAUUUAAAUAA
Messenger RNA from Dictyostelium purpureum, 2874 nucleotides. RefSeq lists its product as uncharacterized. Lineage: Eukaryota; Evosea; Eumycetozoa; Dictyosteliales; Dictyosteliaceae. Bases 1 to 2874 code for a protein of 957 amino acids. The record is from RefSeq and is a predicted model, not a curated record. The transcript has 2 exons.